GUCCGAUGUGGCUCGGUAGUCGUAAACGACCGACAUGGCGGCGCCGAAUAGGAAGCAGCUGUUGAGGUUUCUUAGCCAGUUUGGUGCUUUUAUUUUGACCCGCUUUGGAUUCUGGAACUGCUUCUGUAUGCUCAUGCUGUUUGCUGAACGAGCCGACUCCAAAAGGAAGCCAGACAUCCCCGUGCCGUACCUGUAUGUGGACAUGGGGGCGGCGGUACUCUGCGCCAGCUUCAUGUCGUUUGGAGUGAAGAGGCGUUGGUUCGCCAUGGCCGCCGCCGUCCAGGCUGCGGUCAGCACAUACGCAUCCUACGUCGGGCAGCAGGUGCACUACGGCGACUGGCUCAAGGUGCGCAUGUACUCCCGAGCGCUCGCCAUCGUCGGGGGCUUCCUGGUUAUGGCCAGUGGGGCGGGAGAGGUUUACCGGCGGAAAGCUCGCAGCAGGUCCCUGCAGUCCACCGGACAAAUCUUCCUGGGAGUCUAUCUCAUCUGUGUGGCGUACUCGUUGCAGCACAGCAAAGAGGACCGCCUGGCCUACUUGAACCACCUACCAGGCGGCGAUGUGGCGCUGACGCUGCUGGCUGCGGCAUUGGGCGCGCUGGCUGUGGCCUUCCUGUCCGGGCGCUACGUGUGCACAGCGGCACAAAUCCUCGCCACGGCCCUGCCGCUGGUCGUGCUGCUCAUCGACGGCAACCUGGCCUACUGGCACCACACGCGCAAGGUGGAAUUCUGGAACCAGAUGAAGCUCAUCGGGCACAACGUGGGAAUCUUCGGCGCGGUGCUCAUCCUGGCGACGGAUGCCUAGGAGAUCAUCCG
Messenger RNA from Hippocampus zosterae (dwarf seahorse), 813 nucleotides. RefSeq names its product transmembrane protein 101 (gene tmem101). The transcript is spliced from 4 exons. The record is from RefSeq and is a predicted model, not a curated record. NCBI's taxonomy places the organism in Eukaryota, Metazoa, Chordata, Actinopteri, Syngnathiformes, Syngnathidae. Bases 35 to 802 code for a protein of 255 amino acids. Gene Ontology annotation, biological process: positive regulation of canonical NF-kappaB signal transduction.